AUGUUAUUGCCACAAAUUAUAAUAAAUCGUGACGAUGAAAGUAGUGAAUUAGAAGUUGAGGAUUGGCCAACAAAAGAUGCAUUUGCUGGAUUCAUUUGUGCUAGAGGAUUAUCUCAUAUAGGGUCUUGGAAAAAUUUUUUCCUGGCAGAAUUUAAUGCCCUCAUUAUUCACCCAAAGCUAAUAGUUUCAGCACACACAGAUUCUACAUCUGACUAG
Dentiscutata erythropus is the source of this 216-nucleotide messenger RNA. NCBI's taxonomy places the organism in Eukaryota, Fungi, Glomeromycota, Glomeromycetes, Diversisporales, Gigasporaceae. The record is from the annotation of a GenBank genome assembly.